Messenger RNA from Motacilla alba alba, 5641 nucleotides. Its product is annotated as collagen alpha-1(I) chain-like. Lineage: Eukaryota; Metazoa; Chordata; Aves; Passeriformes; Motacillidae. The transcript has 3 exons. The record is from RefSeq and is a predicted model, not a curated record. The coding region runs from base 2784 to 3743 and encodes 319 amino acids.
ACCGUAACCGAGCGCCGCUCCCGCUCCCGCCGCCGCCCCGCCCCGCCCGGCCUGCGCCCGCCGAGCGCCAGCCCCGCCGCUCGGCGCUGAGGCGGCAUCGCCGCCCCGCCAGGCUCCCCGGCCCCUCGCAACCUGCCGGGGAGCCUCGCUAACGAGAGAUAGAUUCAUUAUCCCUAUCAAAUAUAUCUAAAUCUGUGUAUCUGUUGAGCUGCAGCGGGGACUCGGAUGGCCGCGGACACGACCCCGGCAGCCAGGGCGCUGGGGCGGGCGGCGAGGCAGCGGCGGCGAUGCUGCAGGUGCCACCCUGCCGCUGCCGGUACCUGCGGGCUGCAGCUCCCGCGGGGAAAUAAAAGAUUUCCCGUUAAAAAAAAAAAUUAUACAACCGAGGACAUUAGUAUUUUUAUUAGGAAAAAAAGAAAAGAAAGGCUGUACGCGCAGAGGGCGCUGGGGUAAGUCCGUGGCUGAGCGGCGAUGCGGGGCCCGGCCCGUCCCGCCCUGGCCGCGCAGGUGAGCGGCACCGCGGGCUCCCUCCGGGCCGCGGGCAGCGCUCCCGCCGCAGCCCGGGCCGCGGGCAGCCCCGCGCAGGCUGCAGACCCUGCCGGCCGGGGACUUGCUUUUGUUUGUUAUUAUUCUCUUUAUUUUCUCUGCGAAGAAGCGGGCGUUUUCAUGCGGCAAUAUAAGGCUGGAUCGUUAAUAAUCGAAAGUUAAAAUGCGAACGCUUCACUAGAAAGCAUUUCACGCAGCUGGUGCAAAAUUGCAAGGUUUUUCUCUCUUAUUUAUCUACGGGAAAGGGAAAACUGUUUUAUGAUUUUUUUUCCCUGCGUGUGACAGUACUGUCAUCAAAAUACAGAUGCUUUUCCUACAUCAAUGAUUUUUUCACUACAGCCUGAAGGCUUCUUGGUUUUAAAGGUCUAGUUAUUUUUGCUAAUAUAUAAAAUUUUUAACUCCUGACUAUUUCAUAAAUCAACUCCAGAUGCAUUGUACAGUUUUAAAUACUUAUUUUCAGAGGUACAUUCUGGCUAAGUAGAUUGCUGUCUCACCAUUUCAAUGCUUCAGAGCGAUGGUGCUGGGAUUUGUCAGCUCUGAAGACAAGGUUAGCUCACAGAAGCAGGAUGUGUUGUGUAAAAUGUUGAUUUAUAAAAGUGUUACAAUCUAUUUAUCUUGCAGGUCGAAUUGCAUGCGUUAUAGGACCAGAAAUACAUAGAGGAUUAAUCUGCCAGUGCUUAUUUUAAAGCAUCACGUUGUCUCUAAAGGUGAGGGUGCCAGAGACCGGAGCAGCAGCCAAAAGGUGCAGCUUCCAACCCACCCCAGCCUGGAGAAGCUGUGGCAAAGCUAUCCCACCCCGGUAACAAAACCCCCAAGACCUAACCUCAGUGCAGCCUGGCUGGGAGUGGUAAGCUCUCUGCCCUGCCCGUGGUGAAAAACACCUCCUGCGAGCCAAAGAGAUGCCUGCCCAUUUCUGAAAAUCUUUUCUGACUUUGACGGGCUCUGGACCAGCAGGUGACCAGUCCUCGGGCCUAUGAGCCUCCGAGGGUGUUGCUUUCCUGUAAGUGGUUGCUUUCUGAGAAGCCUGAGCAGCCUCUGUGCCCAAGGGGGCUCAGGGAGACUGGGGGGAGGUUGUGCUCCUGCAGGCUCCGUUUUGCCACCCUCCCGCCAGCCUGCAGGUAGGCUUUCCUAUUCAUAUGUAGGCUUGUGGUGCCCAUAUGAAGGUCACAUCCAGCUCCAAGUUUGUGGUUAAUCAAGCCUACUUGGUGAAGUUGAACAAUUUAAUCAGUGCCUGAUGAAGGCUUGGAUAUAUCUGUGGUAUAUCAAAUUAUCUUAAAAUCUAAAGCAGGUGACGGGGGAGGAACUAACAACACAGCAGGGCAGAUAGUUCCUGCCCUGAUCCCGGCAGAAAUGCUGUGUAGGUGCAUCACAUACAGCCACAGGAGCGCAGCAGCGGGUACGGUGUGUGGCCAUUUCAAGGGCAAGGUGAGGCUCCUAUUCCCAGAACGCCCUGGUACUGUUUUGCUAACCAGAUUACAGCUUGGGCAGGCAUCACUGAGCAACCCUCACUGAGCAACACCGACGCUUUCCGUCUGCUUGGUGAGAAGGCUGGGACUCUUCCUUCAAGGACACUAUCGGAUAACUGUCCCGUCGCUGGUGUGCAGAGUUUUUGUGAUACAGUGGCAGGACGACGGGAGCUGAAGGCCACUCAAAUGUGGCACUGAAUGGCACUGUGUCAGUUUGUCCUGUUUCUUGCAGGAAACUUGCUCCACCCAUGCUUCACGCCCUGCCCAGCCUGCUGCUUCCUCUACAGGUGUAGAAGGAGGGUGGGUUUUUUUGGUUAAGAUGUUACUGUCUUGGGACCUGGUUAUUUUAGCAAGUUUCAUUCCAAUUCCAAGUUAAUACAACGAUUCUGAUGAGUUAGAAGUACAGAAAGUGGUAUCCCCGUUCUGCCUGAUGUCUUCUUGGUCAAGCCCAGGCUGUAUUUAUUGCUUCUCAAAUGGUAGUGGGGUUUGCCGGGUUUUAAGGUCUUCCCUGUGGUGACAGUGCUGACUGUCCACGCUGGAACUGGCGAGUAGAAUUGAAGUUACUUGCUUUGUAACAUUAAUGAUGCUUCUUUGUGCGGCAGGAGGACUCGUAUGUCACCGCCCGGAGGAGCGGAGCGGAGCGAUUGGCCGGGUGAAUUAUCUGCCUUGUUGCAGUGAAUUAUUUGCGCUGUUUCCUUUCCCAGUCAACAAGUUUCUGAGCUUGACUUUGAAUUUCCUUUAAGUGCCAGAGCGAGGAUACGGUGCUGGGUAAUGCAUUGCCAUGCACUAUAUUUAGAAAGCAGCUGGAACAGAAAAUGUCCUCAGGACUCCGGACUGUUUUGCUGUAAAUGUCCCUCCAGUCCCGGCUCUGUAAGCGUAGACGCUCGUUCUGCAGACGUGUGGAACGCUACCUGGGAGCGCUGGGCAAGGCCGGGCCCGGGGAGCGCACGGCACUCCUCAGCACCCUUACAAGUGGCCAGGGCUGCCCGUCCGCCCUCGGCGCCUGGGUUUCCCCCCCACGGAGGGACCUCUCCGCCCGGGGGAACCGGCAGGCUGCCCCCCUUUUUCCGUGCAGGGUGCCUAGCCGCGGGUUCCCUGCCCGUUUCGGUGGGACAGCCCUCCCCGCCCGGAGCCGGGCAUUCCCGGCCCGUGGAGCCGGUGCGCAGCGAGGGGCCGGGGGCACCGACAGUCCACUCCCCUCCCGGGAGCGGCAACAGCACCCUCAGACCCCCUGCCCGCUCCCCGCAAGGAGUGAGGCUGGAUGCUAAACGAGGUCUUGUCCGCUGGGGCUUGGCCCUUCGGGGAUGGGGACAGGGCUCCCGGGAGGAGCCGAAGGGAUGUCCCCGCCUGGCUGUCACCCAGGGUGGGAGCCCCAGCGGCUCCGGAACAGCCCCGGGAUCGCUCUGCUCCGCGCCUCGGGGACCCCGGCCCCGAGCCCCGAGGGCUGCGCUCGUCAUGCCGAGCUCCUCGGGGCUCCGCGGCCGGGCAGCUCUGCCCGCUCCGCGGACGGCAGCGGGGGCAAUGGCCGCGACAAUGGCCGCCACGCAAGGAGACACCUCCGAGCCCGUUCCUGCCGGCCCUGCUCCUCGGUGGGCACAGGGAGGGCGGUCCCAGCUGAGAGCAGGGCCAGCGGCAGCCUCCAAGGGCGGGGCUUCCACCCAUCCACCCACCCACCCACCCUCGCCCGCACCGCACCGCAGCGCACCGCGUUCCCGCGGCCCAGGGGGAUGAAUCGGUGUCGGCGAGCGGGAAAGUGAAGAAGUUAACGUCUCUUACUGCCGGAAGAGACCAAAUAAAUCAUCUGCCUGACCUUCCGCAUUACAGGGCCGUAUUAUUCCAUCCAGUCCUAAGGCAUUAGGCCACACAAUUUGUGUUUGAGUAAAAUGUGCCUACAACAGUCUUGUGGUCCUGAGGGUUUCAAGAGACCUUUGCUCUUGUCCCAAGAGUUUGUUGUGGCAAUUAACCCUUGGUUAAGGGAUGAGCCUCGUUUCCUUGACGUUUGCCCGUGUUUAAAUCACUCCCAAGUGCCAGGCUUUUAUUUUGGAACCUACUAGUCCCGUUGUUGCAACUGUGGCCACCUCGGCUUUCCCCUUCCUUUCACACAGGUGUCGUGCCUGGUGUUAGCACAGACGAGAGCCUGGCCCCUCCUCGGGCCGCCUGGGGUCUCCUGAAGCAUCCAACCCCUAAGUCAGCUUGCCUGGUGACUGCCACAAGGAAGAGUCCCAGCGCUUCCAGCUGGGUAGGCCAAUGGGACAUAGCAUUUAAAGGCACUGCGCCUAAUCCGCUCUUACUGUGAAAUCACGGGCCAGCACGCCUUGCUGACCAAGCCAACGCGCAACGGGAGAGGGACGAGGGACUUUCUUGAGAAGCUCUGUUCUCUCCGCCGAGCAGGCAAAGCCUGGUGGUGCCUGCCUGUGUGCGGGUGGUUGGGGUGCUCUGGGCUUGGAGUAUUCGUGGAAGAGGAGACUGUUUUAUCUGUUGAUGACCUAGGGCUGAAAAGAUUUUAUUUCUCUAGUAAAUGCUGCUGCCCUCUGUCCUGGGCAAUGCUGUUGGCGGCACACCGCAGCACGAUGAAGCCAACCGCACCUCAGAGGAGCAGGUCCCGAGCUGCUGGCCCCGGCCCGAGGUAAGGGAGCGGAACAGAAGCGGAGGAGCCGGUGCAGGUCCUCGCCACACCCCAGCAGUCCCUCUCGCCCCUUUCCUGCUCUGGGCCAUCCCGUUCGUUCUGGAUUCCGCCGGCGUGGCCCAGGCCCACGCGGGGCAGGGACGUACCGGGGGCUGCGGGUGUCGGUUCCAGUCCGGCACUCAUCGUCACUAUCCCCGUUCUGACACGAGACGUGGGGACCACGCUCCCUGCCGUUACCGUGACCCCGGGAGGGCCGGCCCCGGUGACGCUGGUCCCCUCCGAGCGACGCGCCACCACAUCUGAGCGCCAGGCAACCGGUUUUGUCACUUGCUUUGAGACGCAUCCUGCCUGGUCUCUCUUGUUUCAUUACCCGAAAUCCCAGAGAAACCACCCGGCAGGAUCAAUCAGUCACAGGCAGCCAGACAGUUUUCUUGUACUUUAUUAAAGUGUAAUCAAACAUCGGUUAAGUGGAAAAUAAAUAUCCAGAUCUAAUAAGCUGCUCAGUCAGAUCGUGUAAAUGCAAAUUACAAGCUGGUUCCCAUCUCCCCGCCGGGGGACUGAACAAGCCACAGCAAUUGCUUCAUCCACCGCGAUUGUAAAUCAACUAAAAUAAUGGCUGGAUAAUGACCAGUUUGCGGUUUCAAGCAGAUUGAAUGAUAACAAACUGCGUGUGUCGCACCAGCUUUUCAUUUAGCAUCUCAUCAUGGAGCGAGCAGCUCGCCUAACAGCUUGGCUGCCUCAUUAGGUUGUUGUCUGCGGCUUGUAAAUUCAGGCUGCAGCCAGCAGAUUACCUGACAAAGUUCCUGAUAGGGAAAAACUAGACAAUUCAAUCCAGUCCUUCAAUCCCUCCCUGCGAAGGGGGAGCCACAUUGAUCUAUCGCUGAGGGCUGCGGUGAAUUGAUAACAAUAUGAUGCUUUCCUAAUGGGGCAAUGGGAAAACAUACAUCCCCCGUAUUACACGUAGAGACAGAGACAGCUGGGGAGAGCCGUGCAGACACCGACA